This is a messenger RNA of Esox lucius (northern pike), 1241 nucleotides long. Its product is annotated as transcription factor HES-1-B. Gene Ontology annotation, cellular component: nucleus. NCBI's taxonomy places the organism in Eukaryota, Metazoa, Chordata, Actinopteri, Esociformes, Esocidae. The record is from RefSeq and is a predicted model, not a curated record. The transcript is spliced from 4 exons. Gene Ontology annotation, biological process: regulation of transcription by RNA polymerase II; Notch signaling pathway; anterior/posterior pattern specification. Gene Ontology annotation, molecular function: DNA-binding transcription factor activity, RNA polymerase II-specific; protein dimerization activity; RNA polymerase II cis-regulatory region sequence-specific DNA binding. The coding region runs from base 177 to 968 and encodes 263 amino acids.
CGUACAGGCGGGUCGUUAUAACUCCAUUGUAAUAAACACUUGUAAUAAACCGCGUUGGUCAGUAAAAGUGAAUUUGAGUGUUUCACUAUUCCUCAAUAGGCUGGAUUUUAUCGAACAAAUAUUUUGGUGUAUUAAAAGGGACCUACUGGAAGAUUGUGGGAUACAAAAACUUAAAUAUGCCGGCCGAUAUUUUGGAGAACACUUCGUCGGCCUCUGUUGUAUCCACACCUUCGAGGGCGAAUGGAAAUCCGGAUAAACCAAAGACUGCCUCGGAGCACAGAAAGUCUUCUAAGCCAAUAAUGGAGAAGAGAAGACGCGCGCGAAUCAAUGACAGCCUUGGACAGCUCAAGACCCUCAUCCUGGAUGCGCUAAAGAAAGAUAGCUCCAGACAUUCGAAGCUUGAGAAGGCAGACAUCCUUGAGAUGACUGUGAAGCACCUUAGGAAUAUGCAGCGUCUUCAAAUUACUGCUGCUAUAAGCACAGAUCAAUCAGUCAUUGGCAAGUACAGAGAUGGAUUCAGCGAGUGCAUAAGUGAAGUCACCCGUUUUCUGUCCACAUGUGGAGGGGUGAACACAGAUGUCAGGAGCCAACUUCUCAGCCACUUAGCUAGCUGCGUGUCACAGAUAAACACCAUGAGCUUCUCAACUCAACGCCAAAUCUCCACCUACUGCCAGCGUCCAGCGCCUGUCCAGUCCAUUUCGCCAACACCAGCUGCGUCGCCUCAGUUGAAUGGAGUCAUGUCUUGCAAAAGUGGCUCGCCGCUCAACUUCUCAUCAGAAUUCGCUAAACUCUACAGUGGACUUCAGAUUGUGCCGGCGACAGAUGGACAAUUCGCCUUUCUGAUUCCAAGUUCUGCUCUUGCACAUAUCAACGCGCCAAACGCGCAGCACGGUAAUCCGGGACUAGCGGUGGCGGUUUCACCUGUCUUGGCUCCUAUCACCGCUGAUUCGGUGUGGAGACCGUGGUAGUGUAGCGCACUCAUUAGAUUGAUGGACUUACACGCACUAUGAGGCCUUUUUUAACGGAAGGUACACACACUGUCAGACUUCUUGUAUAUUUUUGUACAGGCUGUUCAAAGCUGAAUGUUUACACGUUAUUCUCUGAUCCAGGAUACCAUAGACUGUAUUGUUUAUGUUUGUAUGUCAGUGAUCGUGUUAUUGUUGAAACGGAAAAUAUGGUUCAGAUGUUUUCCUUCAGGAAAUCAAUACACUGUUCAAAAUAAAUUAAAAUUCUCAAUACUU